UCGCUAAGAAAUCGUGCUGCAAUGACGAAGUACACUCCGUUAUGUUAUACGAUUCAUGUUGGUUGUCGUCGGCUGUGGACUGAGCGUGGAUGUGGUUGUAGGAGGUUGACGCACACUCGUGAUGUUUUAUACCAAACUUUAUACACAGUCAGCCUUGUUAAUUUGUGGUUUAUGGCGUUCGAUUUGGUUUAAAAGAAGAGUGGGCGAAGUAUCGUGAGUCGUUUCAUUCCCUGCGUUAUGUUUAAUUGUGUGGAUGGGGAAGGUUGCAGUGAAACAGAGGCAAAUUGAAGUGUCAUUUUCCACAUGUCAGAAAAGGAAAAACUGGGAAAACUACAUGACGUACGCUUCUUUUGGCUUUGGAUACGCUUUCUUUUUAUUGGUGUACCAUUUAAGACUAGUGCAACAUGGAGUGCAAAGAGAAUGGAUUGACUAGGGCAGUGAUUCAGAGUACUAUGGCGUCCAAUUUCUUAGCGCCUGUAAAGACAGAUCAACAAAUAUAUGAAAAUUCAAUGCUAGAAGAUGAUCCAAACGCAAAUUCAGCCGUAACUCACGAAGAAAAAAUAAAACCAAGAUGGGGUCCUCAUCACAAAGGAGCUCAGGAGCUAGCGAAUCUAUACAGCAGAGGAAAACGUAUACAAGAAUGUAUCUGUGUUGGAAUCUGUAUAACUUUGAUGAUGGUAAACUUCUACUUCAUCGUCAUCCACUUUCGGAUGGAGAAUCUGAGCACCAUUGUGAUAGCAGCACUGUGUGGGAUCAUCACAGCUGACCUGAGCUCAGGACUCGUUCAUUGGGGUGCAGACACGUGGGGCUCUGUGGAACUCCCCAUCAUUGGCAAGAAUUUCCUUCGGCCUUUUCGUGAGCAUCACAUUGACCCAACAUCCAUCACAAGGCAUGAUUUCAUUGAGACCAAUGGAGAUAACUUCAUGGUAACUAUCCCCUUCUUAGGACGGAUGACAUGGCAAUUUAUUACUCUGUCUGAAGAAGAGGUCCAGAAGAACUUCUCAUGGAGCUGUUACUUAUUUCUUCUUGCAAUAUUUGUCGCCAUGACUAACCAGAUUCAUAAGUGGUCCCACACUUACUUUGGUUUGCCAGCAUGGGUAGUGUUCCUCCAAGAGUACCAUGUGAUCUUACCACGUCGUCACCACCGAAUUCACCACGUGGCCCCACAUGAGACAUACUUCUGCAUUACCACUGGCUGGCUCAACUGGCCUCUUGAAAAGAUUUGUUUCUGGCAGAUGCUUGAGUGGGUAAUAGAACAAGUGACUGGGUGUCGGCCAAGGGCUGAUGAUAUGAAAUGGGCUCAGAAACGGGCGUGAGACUGAGCAAAUAUGGAGAAUAACUAUACAAGCCAAUAACGUUGACACAUCCUCAUUUUGAUAUUUUAUAGGUGCCCAUGAACUGAAAGGACAAAAUAGCAAACCCUUUCUUCCCUGAAUGUUGCCAAAAUUUCACCAUGCAGCUGUGAAUUGAGUCCCCAUUAAUAUUUUUAUUAUGAAAUGUGUUUAAAACGUUAAUUUAUACUAGUCGAUUGAACAGUCAUUACCAUAUUAUAACUAUUAUAAUGAACUACUGUGCAAUGUAAAUAUUAAGGGGAUGUACAAAUGCAAGUACUACACUUUCAGGGACCAAAGGGUGUAUAUAUAUUUCCAGUUGAUAUAUUCCUGAUGAAUUCAGAAGUGAGAGAAAACUGGUGUGCCAGUUGUUCGUUCACAAGUGGAGCAAGUUGUUGCAUACAAUCUGAAGCUUUUUAUACGUGUUUCUUACCAAUUGAAUUUUUUAAUGAAAUGGUGACAUUUCAAGAAACAAGAAGCCACGUUUUCAUACUUGUCAAUAUUACCUGUUGACUUAUUUUCUUGUCAUUUCUUAUGUGUCCAUAAUUCUGUGCAUGAGAAUGCAAAGAUCAUAUAUAUGAUGAAAAUGUGGAAAAGAGAUGAUGAUAUCCUCAGGAGAAUCCUUCAUAAGGAUGUUGAGUUCCAAACCAUUUUUAUGUGCAUUAUUUAUGUACUUGUUAGUAGCAUUACCCAAAGACACUCUUGUAGGUAAUAAGAACAUCAAGUAUCAUUUUACAUCAUUUACAGAAUAUUUUAUUCUUAAACAUAUUUAAUUGAUGCUUAAUAGUAAGCUUUACCAUACACAUUAAACAACAUGGCUCAGUAUAUGCCUUACAUACGAGACUGGGGACUUGAGGAACAUGAUAUACUUUAUGCAAGAGUACUGAACUAUUUUUUGUCAUUUAUAAUUGUUUAUAGUCCUGGUUGUGACUUAAAGCAUUGCAAUAUUGUUUCUGUGUGUUUAGUAUAAAAGUGUGAAAACAAACGAAGCAAUGUGAUACUCACAGCCAAUCUAUCCAUACCUUUUUUAUACAUAAAAUGUGAUAGGGAUGGAAUGUGUUUAUGGUAUCCCAUAUAAAAGUGUUUACAUUAUAGUGUCAUAUAAAACUGAGAGAAUUUAUUAUAUACACUGACUAAUCUGCUUCUAACUUCUAGGUAAGUGACAAUCUUUGGAAACACCAUUAGCUGAUCUUUUGGUAGCUUGAGUUAUCAGAACAUGCCUUGUACACAUCACUGCUUAUUGUCCUGUGAUUCCCUCACCACAUGCAGACUCAGCUUGAAAUUCAUGAAGCUGAGCCCAUUGUCCAGAGUUUUGCCCAGGAGGCAAAAUACACAUUUGAAAUAUUAAUAUUUCAGUGGGAUUUGUUUAAAUGCUGCCAAAACUCUUCUAUGUUUUUACUUUGUCCUGUGUUUACAGUAUGUUGUGAGAGCUCUUUGACACUGGAGUUGAGUGUGUUCAUAAAAGCAGCCUAACUAAACUUGGUUAAGAUCCAUGAGCAAAAUUAGCAUAAUUGAAGGAGACUCAUCCCUAUCAUAUAAACUUGUUUUCAUAUCAGGAAUUAGACAUAUUUAUUCUUGCAGGAGUUUAGUAAUAUUACACAUUGCAUUAGGUUACUAAUUAAAGGCAGGUACAACAUGGUGUCUGUUGAACUGUUGAAGACCAAGGUGCACUUUGCACCACACUAAGUGGAGUUGCAUGUGCCAUAACUGUUGUUAUAUUUAUGUUGCUACUUUGGAUUUUCAGCUGAUCCAGAUAUUAUGGGUUAAAUUAUAUCAUUUGUCAAAUUUGUCAAGUCUGAUAAAUCAUGAUCAUGAAUUACAUGUACUAGAAGAUGCAAACAUGAUUUCAGUGUAGCAGGAAUUCACUGGUCAUCGUGAUUAUAAGUAGAUUUUAGGCCAAACUGCACACUUUGUAUUCAGCAUAGGCAUUGUACAUAUAUUUUAUACAUGUGAAACUCAUUAUCUUCAGGCUUGUUAAGUGAAGAUUUGUUCAUAAUGAAUAAGAUUAUAUUUUUCCAUGAUAUUAAAACACAUGUGGCCAAGGACUUGUUCUUGUAUCAUUUGGAAAGCUGUGGACCAAUGUACAUAUAAACAAAACUGAAAAUCAAUAUUUUAUAUGAUGUAUGUAUUAAACGAGUGGUUUGACAUCUGCAGCCUUGAUGUUCAUGCAGUAAAUUACUUUGAUGCUAACAUAUAUUUAAAGUCUAGCAACUGAAUUCCAUUCUCAUCUACCUUUGCAAGCAUUGUCACCUUUUUCUUUAGUCUGGAGAUGUCAAACAAUUAAUUUAUUUUGUGUUGAUGGCCAUGGUGUGUUUGUGACCAUAGUGUAGCUCUGCUUCAUCCUACUUUGCAUAGGAUUUUAUUAAGCAUUCUGUCAGUUUUUAAUAUUAAAAUUACAUAAAAUUUAAACUUCUACAUUGGAUUGGUAACGUCUUGUGAAUAAGAACUGGGUAUCUAAAUUAUCGAAUUCUCUGUGAAAGUUGUAUAAAAUUGGAACGUGCAGGUAGGUUGAAAAAAUCAGAAGUAGUGACCCAAAAAUAAAUGUGUGUAGAUGGGAGAAUUCAAUUUUAAUCCAGGCUAGACUUCAAUACUGAAAGCAUUUAAUUUUUAAUUAAUUGAAGCACUUAAGUGUCAAAGGUUUCUGACAGUGAUAUGUGACCAUAACUGUAACAGUAAUUUUUGACAUGGUCCAUUAUCUUGAGUUUCUUCAAACUAAAGCUCAUUGAUUGAGACUGUGUGUCCAAAAUAAUAAUCCUAAUAAAAUCUGGUCUAAUCUUGAUAAUGGGGACAGAGAUGGUACCUGAAAUGUCAGUAAUUUUUAACCAGCUGACACAUUUAAUAUCCUGAAAACGUUUUAUUUACUUUAGCCACUGUGAAAACUUAAUAUCUUGUGUAAUAGUCAUAGUCUGUGCAGUUUUCUGCCAUGAUUUCUAUUAAAGCUUUGUAUGAUGAAAUUGUUUGGUCUGAAGUCAAUUUGGGAGUCAUUAAAAUGGGAUAUACAUACUUCACUGUACUGUACCAUGAGACAUAUAUUUCCUACUAUGAGAAAUAGAGAAAGUGUUACUUACGUGAUAUGUCUUUUAAAAAUCAAAUUUAAAGUAAAAAUUGAACCGGAAAUGUAUUUUAUGCUAACGACAAAAUGUGUGAAUAUUCAGAAAUUUGAUUAUAAUUUAUAUGAUUUUUUCUGCAACUAAGAACCUUGCAUUAAUGGUGCACAAUUCUUUAUUUAUGAAAAAUCUUCCUUUUUGGAAUAUAAAAUCUGUUCAUUUCGUGCUCCUGAUUUCGAGCCAUAUAACAAGGGUAUUUGAAAAGGGCAAUAAUAACUGGGUAGCUGAAAUUUAAUGCCAUGGAGGGGCUUUGGAAAUUUUUCUUUUCUCAACCAGAAUAACAGUAGCUCUGAAAUAGUAGUUUCCCCAGGGAUAUGGCAGCUGUAGCUUGAAUUGGAUCAUUUGCCUCUAUCUGUUCCUAUAUUGAGAAUGUAUAUAGUUGUGUCUCCAGGUACCCUUAUAUCUUAGGCACAGGGUUGCUUUAAAAUUUAUUGAAGCAAGGUGCAUGACAGGAGUUCCCCAACAACAACCACAGAUAAAAAAUAAUUUAAUAAAAAGACAUCGUUUCACUUAUUGAAGUUUUACUUAUAUGGUGUCCAGUUCUCUGCACUAAGAAUUGAGGAAUAAUGUAUAUUAAUUCAUGAUUUAGUUUAUCAUUAAUAACAGCUAAAAGGUUGUCAGUUUUUGGUACUGAGGUGUUUAAAUAAAAAAAUUACAUUUUUCUCCCAGUGGCUAUUCUACCUAAGUCUUCAGUACUAUACUCUUGUUUGGUUUAGAUGGGCUGGCUUGAAAUCAUCCGUGAAUUUGUAUUACAUAUUGUGCUCUGUGUUGCUCAUUCUGAAUGUGCCACUUCUUAAACUAUGUCUGAUAUUUGAAUCGCAUAUUUGCCCUUGACUGAAGUCAUGCACAUGUAAAAUGAAAAUUUUUCCAUCAGGAAUGGUCUAUGGGGAGAACUUUCAAUGCACCCUAGUUGAGGAUUUUCACAUUUAACCUUUUCAGUGCUACAGACACAUAUGUACUUCCUUUGACAUUUCUUUAUUCUAAAUUAGCCAAAGAAGAUAAGUAUUGAAAGGGUUAAACACUGCAUCUGUGUAUAUACUUUUAUGCUUGUUAUUCUACAGAGAAGCAGGGAUAUGUGAAACGUCCUUUCUGAUUCGUUUUUAUGGAUAUUAAUUUAAAUGUUAUUAAUAAAGUUAACGAGGGAAAAAUAACCUAAAUUAUUAGACACUAAAGGAAAUGUUUGAUUCAGUCAUCCGGCCGCCAACCAGUAGGAAGCUUGCAUUUCAUCACUGCCUGCCUGACUUGUGUUAAUGUUCAUUCCAUGGUCAAAUUGAUUGGAGUAUAAUGGCCUUUCCUCUUGGCUUCGGGUUAAGAAAGUAUAGAGAAUGAAGACUAUUGGUAUGUAUGUGUUGGGUUUGAAAGUGCAGUUCUCAUGCUUCCUGUAUGGCUAAUAAUUCAAUGAUCCAAGGUAUUCAGAUGAGACCAAGCAAGUCACAGAUCUGAGAUAAGGGAAAUAUGAGAUUUCAUGAGAAAUCUCAAAUAUGAGAUUCUACUACCACCACCAUGACAACAACAACAAGAACUACUACUACCACUACCACUAAUUUAAAAUUUGUAAUUUGUUUUGGGCAUCUUUAUGAUUACUACCACUGCUGCUGCUGCUGCUGCUAUUACUGAUACUAUUACAUGUUUGCUUUGAAACCAAACAUUAAAUGAAUAAUUUAUUUUGAAAGACGUUGCUGUUAUUUUUGUAAUACUUGAAUGAUGAUGGCGGUAGUGAUAAAAUGAUUCUUGUGUUACAUAUGCGCUAUGGUGUCGUACGGAGGACAUUACUGUUGUUAUUCACUGAAAAUGUUUAAACAGGUUAAAAAUUUUUGGAAUAUUCUGUCCUGUGUUUGGCAUAAAAUUCUGUCUUUCAUUGUGAUGGAUUUUGAAACGUAUGCUUUCGUAAACCAUGGCUAUUAAUGAAACUUCUAAAUAACACUAGCAACUGUUAAGAAUCUUCAACAUUUCAACACCCAAGAGCCAGACUCUUACAGAUCCACUGAAGCAUUACAGAAAGAACAGAGUAAAAUUCUGAAAUGGACAUUUCUGUGUAGUAAGAAAUCUUUUAUUGUCGCAGCUGGACAGUCACCACCAGUACCAUGUUACAUGCUGAAACCCUUCAUAUCCCAGAUAAAAAUGCUUGUGACAUCUUUUUAAUAUAUGUUAUAUGUAUAUGAAACCUAGCAUAAAUUUGUUAUAUAAACAUUUAAAUGCUUCUGAAUGUGAAUUCAAGUGAGUAAAAAGGAGUUCAGAAUGGUCAGUGGCCAAGUCAGGACUGUUGUGAGUCUGGCUGUAAGUAACACUGGUCACAUAUGGAAUAACAAUCGUUAUUGAAUAGAGAUCUUGAGUAAUAAAUAAAAGUUACUGAGUACUGCAAGCACACUUGGCCUGUUCCGUUAUAUGAAGUUGUAACAAUCCGUUCUAUGCAGUGAGAAAUUCAGACAUAGAUACUCAUUGCUUUCAAAUACCUCACUUAAUAUGUAAUAUUUUGUUUAAUAAAUGCAUAGUGAUUUUAUUAGAA
Cryptotermes secundus is the source of this 6944-nucleotide messenger RNA. It is a transcript of the gene Kua, whose product is annotated as transmembrane protein 189. NCBI's taxonomy places the organism in Eukaryota, Metazoa, Arthropoda, Insecta, Blattodea, Kalotermitidae. The record is from RefSeq and is a predicted model, not a curated record. The transcript has 4 exons. Bases 405 to 1316 code for a protein of 303 amino acids. Gene Ontology annotation, molecular function: oxidoreductase activity.